This is a messenger RNA of Morus notabilis, 1230 nucleotides long. RefSeq lists its product as uncharacterized. The record is from RefSeq and is a predicted model, not a curated record. The transcript has 2 exons. The coding region runs from base 1 to 1230 and encodes 409 amino acids. Lineage: Eukaryota; Viridiplantae; Streptophyta; Magnoliopsida; Rosales; Moraceae.
AUGCAAGAAGAGCUUACGGCCCUUUACUCAAACAACACUUGGCAUCUUGUUCCUCGACCUUCCAACACCAAUAUCAUUGGUUCUAAAUGGGUCUACCACAUUAAAUACAAGGAAGAUGGCUCGAUUGAUCGGUACAAGGCACGACUUGUUGCAAGAGGUUUCACUCAAGUUUCCGGGCUAGACUAUGACGAAACUUUUAGCCCUGUGAUCAAACCCGCAACCAUUCGAAUAAUCCUUUCUCUAGCAGUUGUCUCGUGUUGGACAAUCAAACAACUUGACGUUAAAAAUGCUUUCUUACAUGGUUUUCUCAAAGAAACUGUGUACAUGGAACAACCACCAGGAAGCAAUGAUACUCUUAUUCAGCAAAUUAUUCAUAAACUUGGAUGCGAAUUUUCUCUCAAAGAUCUUGGUGCCUUGCACUAUUUUUUGGGAAUAGAAGUCAAGCCUUUUGCUAGUGGCUUAUUUCUCUCACAAACAAAAUACACCAAAGAUCUUCUCUCUCGUGCUCACAUGCUUGAAUCCUCCCAUCAAUCAACUCCAAUUGCUCUUAAACCACCUAACCUACUAGAUGAUCACAACUUAGUCAAUGAAACUGAGUUUCGAAGCAUUGUUGGCGCACUUCAAUAUCUUACUUUUACUCGUCCUGAUAUCACUCAUGCAGUAAAUAAAGUUUGCCAACAUUUUCAUCAACCGACUCUUGCCAAUCUUCGAGCUAUCAAACGGAUCCUUCGAUACCUUAAAGGCACUAUAACUUAUGGUAUUCGCUUUUUAUCUCAAAUCUCUCUCACUUUAAACGGUUUUUGUGAUGCAAAUUGGGCAGGUUGUCCUCUCACUCGUCGAAGCACCACUGGCUACUGUAUCUUUCUUGGCUCAAAUUGUGUGUCAUGGUCUUCAAAGAAACAACCAACUGUUGCUUGUUCAAGUGCCAAAGCCGAAUACCGUGCACUUGCUGCCACUACUGCUGAAUUGACAUGGAUCGGGUAUCUAUUAUGCGAUCUGGGGAUUCGCCUCAUUCAACCACCUUGGCUCUUCUGCGAUAAUAUCCGUGCUCUUCACAUGACAAAGAAUCAUGUUUUCCACGCUCGGACCAAGCACAUUGAACUGGAUUACCAUUUUAUUCGAGAAAAAGUUACGCGUGGCGAUCUAGUCACCAAAUACGUCACUUCGCCACUACAAACUGCUGAUGUCUUAACCAAAGCUCUUCCCAAAUCAUCUUUCAAAACUUUUUGA